This is a messenger RNA of Pimephales promelas (fathead minnow), 1259 nucleotides long. RefSeq lists its product as uncharacterized. NCBI's taxonomy places the organism in Eukaryota, Metazoa, Chordata, Actinopteri, Cypriniformes, Leuciscidae. The record is from RefSeq and is a predicted model, not a curated record.
UUGAGACACGGCAACUCUUUCAGCUGAUCGCCUCAAGAAAAUCUUUAAGACGUUUAGCUUACUGUUAACAUUUCACUCUGUCGCUUUGUAUAUUAACGCUUAUGGUUUUCGUUUAAUAUUGUGUUUGCAAAAAUUAAAGUUCGUAGUUACUAAAUGAGUUUUGACCAGCUCAGCUGUGAAGAGCGAGUCAGAUUUUCCAAUAGCUCAUUUAUGAGACGCACGCGAGCUCUUUUUCUUCCUGCUGAUCUACAACAGUCUCUGAGUGUCUGGUCAAUAGCACCAGUAUGCUGCGGUUGCUCCAGGAUAGAAUGAGAUGGACGUGUGUGUCCCGGUGCCUUUUCCUGCUGUACUCAGUGGGCAGCGUAGUGACCGAACUCGAGCUGGACGGCUCGGACCGGGACUGGGACUGGGGUUCUGGAUUACACGAGCUCCUAAACAGCUUUCCAGCAGAUAGUCCUUUUCUCAGAGAGACGCCCGGCCGACCGGCCAACUGCACUCAGCGCUUCUGGCUGCCUCCGUCCUCCCCUGUGUGCUGGGAUGAUAUAGCGGGACCAGAGGAGUUUGAGAAGUCACGCAUCCUUGUGCUGCAGAACAGGGCGGCACUGCAGGCUGUAUCCACAUCCAGUGGUGUCGAGGAAGGGGGGACAUCUUAUGAUCAACAGGCCAGGGACGAUGUGCAGGGCGUCCAGGCUGACCAUCUUGUCGUGACUCAGACUGCCGAUACAAUGCAGAAGGUGUUCAUGGAAUUGGAUGAAAAGAGGAAGGAAGAGAAAGAGCAUUAUACCUUCUCAAGUAUGAAGGAGCAAAUUGAAAUCACGAAAGACUCCAUUGCAAACAAGGAGCAAGUAGCAGCACUUCUGGAGAAACACCUUGCCAAUCUGGAGAGGUCUUUGAACACUAUGCAACUUCGACUGGCCAAACUACUACCCCAGUGAUUUCAUUUGGGCAACACAAGCCCAUGUUAAACGGAUAUGUGAAAAAAUUAAUAAUGCAUGUUUUAUUACCACAUUUAAUCACACAAACAAAAAAAAACAACAUAUAUGACCAUAUACUGCAUGCUAACAGCAUCCUGUACUUCUCUUCCCCCCCUCGUUCUUCAACUCUAUUAAGUGAGUUACUAAGUAGGUACUAGUAAUAAAAUCUAUUUAUACCCCCAGACUAAAGACUUGUACCUUACAAAUUUGUCUAAAAUACCCUGUGAUGAAGAAAAAUGUCACUUACACAACGGUUCAUUUGAUUUUGCAUGUCUGAUUGCAUAU